This is a messenger RNA of Prorocentrum cordatum, 1881 nucleotides long. NCBI's taxonomy places the organism in Eukaryota, Dinophyceae, Prorocentrales, Prorocentraceae. The record is from the annotation of a GenBank genome assembly.
AUGGCGAGGAUCCGCGUGGAUCGGCGCAGCACCGGCUCCGCGGGACGCCCCGCGGGCGCAGCAACGCGGUGGCCGGACAGCACCCAGAGGGCGGAGUCCCGAGUUGCUUGGCGUGCGGCCUCGUUGGGCCUGCGUGGCGCGCAAAUCCUCCGAGGCGGGGACGUAUCCGUGACCGCCGUCGGGAGGAUCGACCUGUGUGGAUCUCGGCAGGAGAAGAACGACCUCGUGAAGCACCGGGACAUGCUCUCGGGGCAGGUCGGGCAGCUGCAGACGCAGAACUCCGACCUCGGCCUGAAGGUGCAGAAGCUCGAGGCGGAGCGCGCGGCGAGCAGCAGCAACCUGCUGCAGCUGCAGGAAGAGCUUCAGAAGCUGCUGGACGACAAUGAGCAGCAGUUGAAGAAGAAAGACAAGGUGGAGAAGGAGAUGAAGGAAGUCAGGAACACGAUUGAGCUGACGCAGAACGAGAUCAACGCGAAGAAGGAGGUGCUCAACCGCAGCGAGGAGGCCCUUGCCCAACUCGAGAGCCAGGUGAAGGAGGAAAAGGCGAACAUCGAGGCACUGAACGCCAGGCAUGACGCUCUGGAGAAGCAGAACGCGAUGCUCAAGAAGAACGGCCGAGACCUGGAGGAGCACCACAGGAAGACGCUCCAAGAGAACACGGAGCUCAAGGCGACGCUCCAGGGGCGGCAGCAGGACCUGGACUCGCUGAACGCGUCUAAGCAGAAGGUCGACAAGGCGUUCGAGAUUCUCACGAGGAAGAAGGAGAUCGGGGACCGCGAGAGGCAGAAGGUCGUGGCCUCCAAGGACGCGCUGAAGGCGGACAUAGACGCCCUGCGCACAGACCUGGGGGGGAUGGCGACAGGCUGCCGAGGGCACAGCGCAAGGGGUGCCUUCUGCGAGCUCGCUGCCGCCGGCAGGGCCAGCGCCUCCCCGGGGAUGCACGCCGCGAGCCAGGAGAUCAUGGCGUCGGGGGUCUGGUCUUCGGGGCCGGCCCUGGCGGGGCCACGAAUCAUGAAGAUGUUUGCCCGAGGCCUCUGCAACUGCUUCCCCGCGCCCUUACCGUACGCCCUCGCCGUGGAGUUCGGCUCUGCCCCCGCCUCGCUGGCGGGCCAUGCUCAGAAGCGGAAGAAGGACGUACGCGUGCAUCCGGCGACCGAGGACCGGGACCGCUGGGUCGACGGGCUGCUCACGUACUGGUUCCGCGGGAGGAUACGGAUCUUCUCCGACCCCCGCAACACGCUGACCAGCGGAGUCGGCACCGGGCUGUGGAGCGCCGGGGAGGUGCUCGCGGACUACUUCCUGGCGCGCCCGGGGCUGUGCCGGGGCGCGUGCCUCGAGCUCGGGGCUGGCAUCGGCGUGGUCGGGCUGUCGCUGGCCUGCCUCGGGGCCGACCCGGUGGUGCUCACGGACGUCGGAAGGCAGAUGCCGCUCACGCGCCGGAACGCCGAGGAGAACUUCCGAGGCAGGGUGCACUGCGAGACUCUGGACUGGACGGUGCCCGAGCAGCGGGAGGGCCUGUCCGCCUGGCGGGGGACCUGGUCCCUGAUCGUGGCCUCGGACGUCGGCUACGACGCCGACCUGCACGAGCCGCUGCUGCAGACCCUGCUGGCGCAGUGCGGCGCCGAGACCGUGGUGUACCUCGCACUGGCAGACCGCCAGGAGGAGGAGGAGCCGAACGUGGCCGACUUCCUCGAGGCCCUGGGCGGGCGGUUCGAGUGGGAGCAGGCGCACGAGCGGCAGCUGGAGCCCUUCCAGAGCGUGACGAAGGUCCUCCGGCUAAGGCCGACCCCGGCAUCGUUGACCUGCGCGGGCAAGCGCAAGCGCGAUGCCGAAGCCGCGCCGGUGGCGAGAGACACUGUGGCCGAGCGGCCCGACGCGUGA